UUUUAAGCUGAGCACGCCUCAAAAAUCGAGUACCGCAGCGCCAUAUUGCGACGCGCACGCCAAGCAUUCGUCACACGACAGAAAGCGAGCAUUGAGCAAGGAUCAGGGUGGCAGAAGGACGAGGAGAAAUGAGGCGGACGUGACGUCACAAUGACAUGAUGAAGAGCCUGGUGGGGAUCAUGUGGAUAGUGUUGGUGCUCAUAUCAGGAUGCUCAGGAAAUCCAGACGCAAAACGACUGUACGACGACCUCCUGUCAAAUUACAACAAGUUGGUACGACCCGUGGUCAAUGUCACAGACGCCCUCACCGUUAAGAUCAAACUUAAGCUCUCUCAACUCAUCGACGUGAACCUGAAGAAUCAGAUCAUGACGACUAACCUUUGGGUCGAACAGUCUUGGUACGAUUACAAGCUGAAAUGGGAUCCAAAGGAGUAUGGCGGGGUGGAAAUGCUUCAUGUACCGUCCGAUCACAUCUGGAGGCCCGAUAUAGUUUUAUACAACAAUGCUGACGGCAACUUCGAGGUGACGUUGGCCACUAAGGCGACUUUAAACUAUACAGGGAGGGUCGAGUGGAAACCUCCGGCGAUUUACAAGUCUUCCUGCGAAAUCGACGUCGAGUACUUCCCAUUCGACGAGCAAACCUGCGUCAUGAAAUUCGGCUCGUGGACGUAUGACGGCUUCCAGGUCGAUCUUAGGCACAUCGACGAAAUUCGUGGCAGCAACGUGGUGGAGAUCGGGGUGGACUUGUCGGAGUUCUACACUUCCGUCGAGUGGGACAUUCUCGAGGUUCCAGCCGUCAGAAACGAAAAGUUUUAUACGUGCUGUGACGAGCCCUAUCUCGAUAUAACCUUCAAUAUCACCAUGAGACGGAAGACCCUUUUCUAUACCGUCAACCUCAUAAUACCUUGCACGGGGAUAUCCUUCCUGACGGUGUUGGUCUUCUAUCUGCCGAGCGACAGCGGCGAAAAGGUCAGUUUGUCCAUCUCCAUUUUGCUGUCGCUGACUGUGUUCUUCCUGUUGUUGGCUGAAAUCAUCCCACCAACGUCGCUGGUGGUACCUCUCUUGGGAAAGUUCGUCCUCUUCACCAUGAUCCUCGACACGUUCAGCAUAUGCGUUACGGUGAUAGUUCUGAACGUGCACUUCCGCUCACCGCAGACUCACAUCAUGGCGCCAUGGAUCCGACGAGUGUUUAUACACAUUCUACCUAGAUUGUUAGCAAUGCGCAGGCCGCACUACCAGACAAAUAAACAAAGUAUAACAGCCGACCAUGCCCAUCGCGUCAUGAUCAGAACGUGUAAUGGUCUCGAGCUUAGAGAUCCUUCUCUCUUCGUGGAGGCCACAGCAUCCGAGCUUGCGGAAUCUUCCGUUCUCUUCCCAAGCUUGAAUUCGAGAGACGAACUGAAUCCGCGCGAACUGGAGGCGGUCAACCUGGGCAGCACCUGCCGCAUCCAUGGGUCUCCUGUUGCGUCCACAUCCACGCAACAACUUCCUACGCCGAAGAGCGUCGAAGCUCUUUGCAACACGCUCAAUCACUGGCACCACUGCCCGGAACUUUACAAAGCCAUAGAAGGCAUUCGAUUCAUCGCCGACCACACGAAAAGGGAAGAGGAUUCCACAAGGGUGAAGGAGGAGUGGAAGUACGUGGCCAUGGUGAUGGACAGGCUGUUCCUCCUGAUCUUCACGCUAGCCGUGGUGGUCGGGUCGGCAGGGAUAAUUCUGCAAGCCCCGACCCUCUACGACGAUCGCAUGCCGAUCGACGUCCGACUCUCCGAGAUCGCCUCCACCACUGCCAAACCACACAUCGUGACGAGUCUUUGAGGGGCGGCCAUCGGUGUCUUGGUCUACCGGAAGCCACAGACCGGAAGCGAGCCCGAAAGACCGGGGUCUUGGCGGGGUUCGGUCUGCUACGAGGGCGGGAACGGGAGGACUGGCUCCUGGAGGAAGUGAGAGAGAUUGCCAAUUAAGCGGCUUAGCCUGGGUUUCUCGUAAUGUAAGCCAGGACGCACCCUCCACGUACGCAUCGAGCUGGCCUAAUAUGUAAAUACGGGCCUAAAUAAUGCGCAUCUCGUAUCCGCGGUUCCAAGACUCGCGACUCGUGCACCCCUGCGAGUGCAUCCCGUUCCAGGGCUGCGAAAAUCGGACGCGCAGCUUAUGGGGUUGCAUUGUGUAUUGAGUUCCGCGUCGCGCGAAGCCCUGACGGCUCCUCGUUGUCGACUACGUAUAUCCACGUCGCUGGGCGAUCCCCGAACGAUAUCGAACUAGACGGAACUGAUUACUUUAGGGACUGGUGGUCCGAACUCGAAUGCGAAGUAAUGUACAGGACGGAAGAGAGCUCGUCGAUGUCGAAGGACUCGGCCCACUUGCGUGCGCGGUGGCUCUCCUCGGUUGGGAGCUGGGUCCUGGACCUUGUGAUGAUUUUUAAUCGUGGAAAGUGGUCCAUAUGCGACUCGCAGACGUCGAACCCGUGAAAAGAAUCGGAAGCUCGGGAAAAUCGGGUGGGUCACUUUUUGGAAAUUUUUUACCAGCGGAGUUAUGGGGAAAUUGCGAACUAUUUGUUGCUAAAUUCGGGGGAGAGGGCGAAGAGAUGGAUCUUGGGGGAUUUUUCUAGGCCGGUGCGACCGGAUAGAUGGGGACCGCUUGCGCGCACGUAGGUCGCCGAAACUCGAAGUUGCCUGUUGCAGACUCAGGAAGAAAAUAAUACGUUUCUCUGCGCUACAUCGAGCCUGUAACAAAGGGGCCAUAUUUUCACUUAAUGAAAGAAAGAAACAAAAAAAUACAAGAAGGGAAGGUACGUGUCUCUCAUACCCACUGAAAUUCUAAAUGUUCUGCAUCGACACGGCGCAGACUGGGCCAGGCCUGAAGUAGCCGACUCAACUUUUAUUGCUCACGUUAUAUGUUUGUAAUUAAGGAAGACGUGCGUAAUCGUAUUUGUUCCACUGCGGUUCGCGGUGAGGUGGAUAUUUAUUAUAAAGUUUGAAGGGUGCGCGUGUAAAACAUUUGUUCUUACGGUGCGUCACGUUACGACGUUUUAAGGCUCGCGCUUGACGGUUUUGGUAUCGCGACUGGUUCCCAAAGGUAGCUCGACUUAAUGGUACUAACGCGAUUUUAGGAGGAAACAGACAAACUAGAUUUUUAUCGACAACUAGAACAACGCGAGGGAUCGAAGGUCCUGAUAAGGGAGAAGC
Orussus abietinus is the source of this 3184-nucleotide messenger RNA. RefSeq names its product acetylcholine receptor subunit alpha-like (gene nAChRa3). The transcript has 13 exons. Gene Ontology annotation, molecular function: acetylcholine-gated monoatomic cation-selective channel activity; transmembrane signaling receptor activity. NCBI's taxonomy places the organism in Eukaryota, Metazoa, Arthropoda, Insecta, Hymenoptera, Orussidae. Gene Ontology annotation, biological process: monoatomic ion transmembrane transport; chemical synaptic transmission; nervous system process. The record is from RefSeq and is a predicted model, not a curated record. Gene Ontology annotation, cellular component: synapse; neuron projection; postsynaptic membrane. The coding region runs from base 156 to 1817 and encodes 553 amino acids.